AAAACGUGCUUGUUUUACAGAAAGUGUACUUAACUGCGGUCAUGUAAGGGGACUGUUUGUCGUGCUUGGUCUUCCCGCUAUUUUGUGGCUCACUAGCUAGCUAGCUGUUGUUGACUACUUAGCUUAGUGGGAAGAGGACGCCUACCUUCUCAAGCUAGUCAUAAAAACACACUCAGAGUAUUGGCCAACUUCCACUGCAGCUAGCAAGAUAGCACAGCUGCUCCUGGCGAUUUCUGGUUAUCUGGAAAAACUGAAACAGCGUUAGUUUAUUUUGGACAAACCCAGUUUUAGCAGUUGUGUGUUAGCUAGGUUGCUAACAGCCGUGAAGAGGAGACUGUCUGCUGCCGCGGCGCUGAUCACCGUCCAACCUCAAACACACAUUUGGCUCUCUGCGUCGAACAGAAUGUCUAAAAGUGAAACAGAAGAGAUGAUAGAGAUCGAGAUCGAUGAACGGGAGAAACAGGCGUGCCUGGAGGAAGGGGUCGAGGAGCAGACCAUCACUGCAUCAGAUCUGAUUCAACAAGACAUCGACAUCAAUGAGCCCAUUGGCAAUUUGAAGAAGCUCUUGGAGCCUCGUAUUCAAAUAUCACUGGACGCAUAUGACAUCUGCUUGCAGGACAUCCAGCUUCACCCUGACCACAGCCUCUUCGAUCAAGGCGUAAAGACAGAUGGCACCGUGCAGCUCAGCCUGCAAAUUAUAACCAAACCAGGUGAGGAGAAGCUAAACAUUUUGGAAAUUGUGAAGCCAGUAGAAACAGUGGAGGUGGUGAUUGAUCCAGAUGCAGCAGGAGAGGAGGGAGCACUGGUGGAGGAGGGUCAGCUCAUCGCUGUGGAGCGAUCUGGCCUUUCUGAUGAGACCUCCGAGCAGGUUACACGCUGGGCUGCAGCACUUGAAGGCUACCGCAAAGAGCAAGUCCGGCUGGGCAUACCAUACGAUCCUGUGCUCUGGACAGCUGAUCAGGUGAUCCACUGGGCUGUGUGGGUGAUGAAGGAGUUUAACAUCGAUGAGAUGGAAAUAGGCAGCAUUCACAUUCCAGGUCGAGAUCUCUGCUCAUUCAGCCAGGAGGAGUUCCUACAGAAAGUGCCCAAUGGAGAGAUACUCUGGAGUCACCUGGAGCUCCUGCGUAAAUAUGUGUUGGCAAGCCAGGACCAGUCCGGAGGGGACGCCACUGUCACCAUCGAUCAACCUGUGCAGAUAAUCCCGGCCCAAGUGAGCACACCCACUGCCAUUAAAGUGUUGAAGCAGAACCGUGGCCCUAGAGCUCCCCGAAUUUCAGGAGGAGAGGAGCGCAGCUCGCCUGGCAACCGCACAGGAAACAAUGGUCAGAUCCAGUUGUGGCAGUUCCUGCUGGAGCUGCUGACAGACAAGGACGCACGGGACUGCAUCUCCUGGGUGGGCGAGGAUGGCGAGUUCAAACUCAACCAGCCGGAGCUUGUGGCCCAGAAAUGGGGCCAGCGCAAGAACAAGCCUACGAUGAACUACGAGAAACUCAGCAGAGCCCUGAGGUAUUACUACGAUGGGGACAUGAUCAGCAAGGUGCAGGGCAAGCGCUUUGUCUACAAGUUUGUGUGUGACCUGAGAACUCUGAUCGGCUACAGCGCUGCUGAGCUCAACAACCUGGUGACCGAGUGCGAACAGAAGAAACUGGCCCGCAUGCAGAUGCACGGCAUCGGUCAGCCCAUCACUACAGUGACGCUGGCCACCACAACACUAGACAAAGACAGUUGAAGGAGGCUGUGGCAAAGCGCCGUCCAGCUGCCAAAGUUUGCUCUCCACCGCUGAUUGGAAAUCAACUCUGUUCUCUUCUUUUGACACAGCUGUGUUUAUCAGGCACAGGAAUGCAAGACUGAUCCCCAAUCAGUACGGAUUAACAACUUUGUUAUUGUCUUUACAAGUUAGACUGAGGCAGGUUAAAAAUUUUAUCUUUUCUUUAACUCUAACCAAGAGACGUGUGUUCAGGAUGAGGAGACAAAUGUCUGUGUGAUUACUGAGAUGUGCUGUUGUUGUGUGCAUGUGACUGAAUGCUUGAAUGUCUGACUGAGCUGUGAGCUUUGUGUAAUGUGUUCCUCGUCUGUAGUUUAGGAUCAUUUCCACUGUAUAUACCGGUACUUCAUGUUUUUGAUAGCCACAAGGACAAGUGUAUUUUCAUAUUUUCCAUUUAUAGAGGAUCUGUUUUGUAUUUUAUUUAGUGUUUGUUCCCUGAAUUGUUGGACCCUUUUUUGUCCACUAGAGGGAAUAAAGUGGCAAGCAUUUUUCUUAA
This is a messenger RNA of Epinephelus fuscoguttatus (brown-marbled grouper), 2261 nucleotides long. It is a transcript of the gene gabpa, whose product is annotated as GA binding protein transcription factor subunit alpha. NCBI's taxonomy places the organism in Eukaryota, Metazoa, Chordata, Actinopteri, Perciformes, Serranidae. Bases 404 to 1729 code for a protein of 441 amino acids. Gene Ontology annotation, cellular component: nucleus. Gene Ontology annotation, molecular function: DNA-binding transcription factor activity, RNA polymerase II-specific; sequence-specific DNA binding. Gene Ontology annotation, biological process: regulation of transcription by RNA polymerase II; cell differentiation. The transcript is spliced from 10 exons. The record is from RefSeq and is a predicted model, not a curated record.